GCUAGUCACUCAAUCCACUAUUCUUUUACUGGCUAAGGCUAACCAGCUAUGAAUGAUCAUGGAGUAAAGAAAUCACAACCCAGAAGAUAAAAUCAAUCAAAGCAGAAACACAAUUACACAAGACCAGACCUCAAAACUUCGUCUCCCAUGUCUACUUCAUCUCUACCACUUCCCACACCACUCCCAUCUUACAAUCUCUCACCUCACAGGCAACUCUCUAAUUCACAAUUCUCUCUCCAAGACCCACUUCUCCCUUCCCUUGAUGAACCCCUAAAAUCCCUCAAAACCCCAACAAUUCGCACCCGUUUGAGCCAACUUUGUAGAGAUGGACAACCCCAUAUUGCCCGCCAAGUGUUCGACGCAUUGCCUAAACCAACUACUGUUGUUUGGAACACUAUAAUUAUCGGCUUUAUUUGUAACAAUCUUCCCUUUGAAGCUCUCUUGUUUUACUCUCGAAUGCGGUCUACACCAUCCACCACCAACUGUGAUUCCUACACGUACUCAUCUGUUCUUAAGGCUUGCGCUGAUACCCGCCUUUUAAGGGUUGGUAAGGCUGUUCAUUGCCAUGUUAUAAGGUCUCAUAUUAAUGCUAGUAGAAUUGUGUAUAACUCUUUGUUGAAUAUGUACUCUACUUGUCUUGCAACUACUGUUGUUUCGCAGUUAAGUGAGGUUGAUACUGUUCGUAGAGUCUUUGGUACUAUGAAGAAGAAGAAUGUUGUUGCUUGGAAUACUAUGAUUUCUUGGUUUGUGAAAACUGAGAGGUUUAAUGAGGCUGUUAGAUAUUUUAGGUUAAUGAUGAUAAUGGGCAUUAUACCUACCCCUGUUAGCUUUAUUAAUGUGUUUCCGGCUGUUUCGGGUGUUUGUGAUCACAAGCUUGCCAAUGUUUUAUAUGGGAUGCUUGUCAAGUUUGGAGGUGGAUAUGUUGAUGACUUGUUUUCUGUCAGCUCAGCAAUAGUUAUGUUCUCAGAAAUUGGGUGUCAAGGUUUAGCUAGGAAGGUUUUUGAUGGGUGCUUGGACAAGAAUGUAGAGGUGUGGAACAGUAUGAUUGGUGGGUAUCUGCAGAAUAGCUGUUACAUUGAGGCACUUGAACUCUUCGUGGCAGCUCUGAGUUCGGAGCAGGUAUCACUUGAUAAUGUUAGUUAUAUUUCAGCUCUAACCACCGUCUCACAAAUGCAGCAAAUGCAUAUUGGUCAACAGCUGCACGCUCAUGUAUUGAAGAAUCCGACAACUUUGUCUGUCACUGUACUAAAUGCUGUUAUUGUUAUGUAUUCGAGGUGUAAUUAUAUUCAUGAAGCCUUUAAGGUUUUCGAGGGGAUGGCUGAAAGAGAUGCUGUGUCAUGGAAUACUAUGAUUACAGCCCUUGUGCAGAAUGGGUUGGAUGAUGAAGGACUGAUGCUUGUUUACGAGAUGCAGAACCAGGGUUUUGUAGUUGAUGCAAUAACAGUUACAGCUAUACUCUCAGCUGCAUCAAAUCUCAGAAGUGAGUUCAUCGGGAAGCAGACUCAUGCAUAUCUAAUAAGGAAGGGGAUUGAGUUUCAGGGCAUGAACAGCUAUUUAAUAGAUAUGUAUGCUAAAUCUGGUUUCAUAAAGAAAGCACAGCUGUUGUUUGAAGAAAGCGAUGAGCUAAGUAGAGAUCAAGCAACAUGGAAUUCCAUGGUUUCCAGUAACACACAGAAUGGGCUGAUUGAAGAGGCUUUUAUUGUGUUUCGCCAAAUGCUUAUCAGAAAUGUGCUCCCAAAUGCUGUUACUAUGGCAUCAAUUCUCCCAGCUUGCAGUCAAAUUGGGAGCACUGCAUUGGGUAAGCAGCUCCAUGCCUUUUCUGUCCGCCACUGCCUAGACCAAAAUCUGUUUGUGGGAACUGCUUUAGUAGAUAUGUAUUCAAAGCUCGGGGCGAUUGCUUCUGCUGAAAGUGUGUUUGCGUUAACCCUCACUAAAACUCCUGUUACAUACACUAACAUGAUAUUGGGUUAUGGACAACAUGGAAUGGGAGCUAAAGCUCUCGCCUUAUUUGGUGAAAUGCAGAGUUCAGGUAUAAGACCUGAUGCAGUCACUUUCAUCGCAGUAUUGUCCGCAUGCAGCUAUGCUGGAUUGGUUGAUGAAGGUCUUAGGAUUUUGGAGUCAAUGGAGGUAAAAUAUGGGAUUGAACCUUCAGUUGAGCACUAUGCUUGUGUGGUGGACAUGUUGGGAAGAGAUGGAAGGUUAAUGGAGGCCUUUGAGUUGGCUGAAAAGUUGGGCGAGGUGGGUAGUGCAAUUCAAGCUUGGGGAUCACUUCUUGCAGCUUGCAAAACUCGCAGAGAAUAUGAGUUAGCAAAGAUUGUUGCCAAUAAAUUACUUGAUAUGGAGUCUAGGAAUAGUAGGAGUGGGUACCAUGUACUGUUAUCAAACUUAUACGCAGAUGAAGGAUAUUGGGAACUCGCUGAUAGAGUCAGAAAAGAGAUGCGAGAGAGGGGUGAGAGGAAGGAAGUUGGCUGCAGUUGGAUAGAGACUUCUGGUCGUGUAAACUACUUUGUGUCAAAAGAUAUGAAGCACCAAGAAUGUGAGCAUAUAUAUGAGAUCCUGGCAAAGUUAGCUUCGAAUAUGUGGGAUGCAGGUUACACUACUCUUUGUUAUGGCGAUACACAAAUAGACUAGGUAUCUGAUGGUGAUGAUUGAGUGGAUUGAGUUGACCCCCAGAUCCAAGAUGAGAUUCGAUCAGAGUAACAAUAAGAUUAGUGCUCAUACAACUUCUGUUGCUGAGGAUUUUGGGACAUGACAUGUCUUUUACUAGCUCAGAAGAAAGGGAAAUUAAAAGGCUUAGAGUGAGGACUGAGGAGAAUUCAACGAGUAGCAGCGUAAUUUUGUGAAUGUACUGUUGGACCUUUUUAUGAUUACCAAUGUCAGGAGCUACGUCCAUUUUGAGGGACUUCCGAGUUUAAAAUUUAAACUCUGUGGCAUAAACUGAUAAAAGGCAUGUAUCAUGGCAGACUUGUGCACCAGCACUGUGGUUGUGUUUUGUCACUGUAAAAGGAACAGGAAGUCAAGGUCUGAGUUCCGUAGUUGAACAUUCUGAAAUCUGAAGUCAGAUAUUUCAGACUUGCAGGAUCUGAAUUAUGAGGAUUUUUUGUGCCAUCAGUUUUGUUGAUGUGCACUGUGCAGCCUACAUAGCACAACUAACAACUUGAUCCGAUAAAGCAGGACAAAAUACAACUAAUUAAGCAGAAAACAACCACUUGAGCUGUGUAUGGAUCUGGUUCACAUUCAAGCUCAGUAGUCAGUAUCAUAUCUCUCUUUUCUUAGCUUCCUCCCUCCAUUCAUCGUUUUGAAAUGUCUGUUUAAUUACGGAAUGAUGAAUGAUUAGCAUAUCUCGAAUGAUGAACACCAUUUGUUUCAUUGAAAAUGAUAGGUUUGAUGUAUGUUCAUACACACCAGCUAGAAAAUAUAUUAUUUAUCAAAUUCUAACAAUUGUUAUGCAAAAUAGUCUAAUUUCUGGUAUGUCUGCAACGGUAGUUUCCUGCCCUUGUAAGGGGAAAUUAUCAACUGUAUUAUUCUUUUAUCUGAUAUCUGAUUCAGUUUUGCCCCUUUUGGAA
Spinacia oleracea (spinach) is the source of this 3566-nucleotide messenger RNA. Its product is annotated as pentatricopeptide repeat-containing protein At3g22150, chloroplastic. The transcript is spliced from 5 exons. Bases 148 to 2631 code for a protein of 827 amino acids. Gene Ontology annotation, biological process: RNA modification. The record is from RefSeq and is a predicted model, not a curated record. NCBI's taxonomy places the organism in Eukaryota, Viridiplantae, Streptophyta, Magnoliopsida, Caryophyllales, Amaranthaceae. Gene Ontology annotation, molecular function: protein binding; RNA binding.